Dryobates pubescens (Downy woodpecker) is the source of this 5487-nucleotide messenger RNA. It is a transcript of the gene THSD4, whose product is annotated as thrombospondin type 1 domain containing 4. Lineage: Eukaryota; Metazoa; Chordata; Aves; Piciformes; Picidae. The transcript is spliced from 18 exons. Gene Ontology annotation, cellular component: extracellular matrix. Gene Ontology annotation, molecular function: metalloendopeptidase activity. The record is from RefSeq and is a predicted model, not a curated record. Bases 346 to 3429 code for a protein of 1027 amino acids. Gene Ontology annotation, biological process: extracellular matrix organization.
CCCCCCGAGAACCUGCCUCGGAUUCCGCGGGGCGACCUGCAGCCGCGCUUUAGAACUCCCGGCGGAGGGGCCUCCGCCUCCCAUGCGCCGGAGGCCGUGCGUGUGCCAGCUCUCUCGCCCCCGCCGCACGGAGAGCGCCUCGUCGUGGGGCGUGCGGACGGGACGUGCGCCGCGAGGGACGCCGGCGCGGAGCUGCGCGGUGAGGCGAGGCAAGGCCCGGUCACCCCCGCGGAGGCAGCGCCCUGAAGAGGGAGCCCCGCGCCAGGAUUUGGGUGUGAUUGGCAUUGUGCUGGUUCCACAGUGAAGAGGUAUUUUUCACUUCAAGACAUCUUGUGUUUAAGGAUCAUGGUAGACAGUUUAAUAGUUUCUUUGAGACUUCUCAGUUCCCUAGCAGUGCUGGGAUUUCAGUUUGUCAUCCCACAGCCUUCGAUUGAACACAGAAAGGUUCCUCAGAGGAUAGAAGACCAAAGGGAUGCAUCUGAGGAUAAGGGUUCAGGAAUCCCAGGCAUGUGGGGAAGUUGGGGCCCCUGGUCGGCCUGCUCUCGGAGCUGCAGUGGGGGUGUGAUGGAGCAAACACGGCCUUGUCUUCCAGCCUAUUACCGUGAGAGGAGCUACCGCAGGCCUGGGCGACAGUACCUGGCCUCUGAGAGAGCUCCUGCUCGUCAGAAUUCCCACCACCAUGAGGACUCGCUGGCUGCCUAUCCAGGCCAUGUCAUUUCUGCCAUCCGUACAUCUGUGCCCCUUCACAGGAAUGAAGAGCAGCUCUGGCCUGGCCCUUGGGCCUCGGCUUUUUCAGAAGGCCACAAUAACAGCCAUCUGAGCAGAGCAGCACUAAGAGGCAGCAGGCAUUCACAGUCCCAGAGGCAGAAUGCCAAGCCAGAAAAGAGAAGCAGAAACAGAAAUCCUAUUGGUCCAGGAAAAUAUGGAUAUGGAAAAGUGCCAUACAUUUUACCUUUACAAACUGAUACUGGUCAGCAGCCUCAGAAACUUCGGAGGCAGCGACAGUCCUCAAGGAGCCAUGUAUUUCAUCAGAGUCCAAGUCUCAUGAACACUUACAGCCAGGCAGCUAGUCCUUCACUUCAACAUGGGAAUCUUUAUCAAGAAGAAAGUGGGCCUCAGACUGGUCAUCAAGUGCUGGGACCCUCAGUUUAUCAGUCAUCCUCAUUUCCUAUCUCUCAAAGCCUGUUUCAAAGCAGUGAAUCCAACCAUCAUGGGUCUGCGUCACACCAGGGAGUUCAUCAUCAGCCCCAGCCUCAAAGGGCUGCAGCAAUUGUGUGCAUUGGCACCUACAAGCAAUAUAAACUCUGCAACACAAACAUGUGUCCUGAAAGCAGCAGAAAUAUCAGAGAAGUGCAGUGUGCAUCAUACAAUAACAAGCCAUUUAUGGGUCGAUUUUAUGAAUGGGAGCCUUUUGCAGAAGUUAAGGGAAGUCAGAAGUGUGAGCUGAAUUGCCGUGCGAUAGGCUACCGAUUCUAUGUGAGACAAGCAGAAAAGGUGAUAGAUGGGACACCCUGUGACCAAAACGGGACUUCAAUCUGUGUGGCAGGGCAGUGCAAGAGCAUUGGCUGCGACGACUACCUGGGUUCAGACAAAGUGAUUGACAAGUGUGGAAUAUGUGGAGGGGACAACACUGCUUGCAAGGUUGUGUCUGGAGUUUUCAAACACACACUAACAAAUCUUGGCUACCACAAGAUAGUGGAAAUUCCUGAAGGAGCUACUAAAAUCAACAUUACUGAGAUGUCAAAGAGCAACAACUAUUUGGCAUUGCGGAGUCGAUCGGGACGGUCCAUCAUCAAUGGAAACUGGGCAAUUGAUCGACCUGGGAGAUAUGAAGGUGGUGGGACAAUGUUCACUUACAAACGCCCCAAUGAAAUCUCCAGCACUGCAGGAGAGUCGUUUUUAGCUGAUGGUCCCACAAACGAAGUCCUUGAUGUCUAUAUGAUACAUCAGCAGCCUAACCCAGGUAUACAUUAUGAAUAUAUCAUUCCAGGAGACAAUGUCAUCAGUCCUCAGUUGCUUGCUCACAGGAGGCCAGGGGAGCCAUUGAAUGGCCAGUUAGGAAUGCCAGAAAGUACACAUCAAGAGGAUGAGGAUUUGCACAGGGAGACAGACACUCUCACUGGACACUUAGCUGGAACUUUUCCAGUUAUUCAGCCAGGAAGAUUUCCUUCUCAUCAGCCAGAAAAUCAGGUGCCUGCUGUACAGCCACCAAGACAAAACCGAGAACACAACUGGAAACAGAUUGGAAAAACUGAGUGCACUACUACAUGUGGGAAAGGAUCUCAGUACCCAGUUUUCCACUGUGUCAACAGAAUCACACAUGAGGAGGUACCUGAGAGUUAUUGUGACAGCAGCACCAAACCCAUUCCAGAAGAGGAGGCAUGCAACCUCUUCCCAUGUCCAGCUUUCUGGGAUAUAGGGGAGUGGUCUGAGUGCAGUAAAACAUGUGGCCUUGGUAUGCAGCAUCGACAGAUCUUAUGCCGGCAAAUGUAUGCCAAUCGUACCUUGACAGUUCAGCAGUACCGCUGUCAGCACCUGGAGAAACCAGAGACAACCAGCACUUGCCAGCUGAAGAUCUGCAGUGAAUGGCAGAUAAGGACAGAGUGGACUUCAUGUUCAGUGCCCUGUGGAGUGGGGCAGAGGACCCGGGAUGUCAAGUGUGUCAGCAACCUUGGAGACAUUGUUGAUGAUGAGGAAUGUAACAUGAAGCUACGGCCGAAUGAUAUUGAGAACUGUGACAUGGGUCCCUGUGCUAAGAGCUGGUUCCUUACAGAGUGGAGCGACAGGUGUUCUGCAGAAUGUGGUGACGGAAUCCGUACGCGUUCAGUGGUUUGUAUGACAAACCACGUUAGCAGUCUGCCUCUAGAAGGCUGUGGCAAUAACAGGCCCUCCGAAACAACUACCUGUAAUAAUGGACCCUGUGCUGGUAAAGUCGAGUGGUUUGCUGGGGGCUGGACUCAGUGCUCUACUGAAUGUGGUAGUGGAACUCAACAGAGAGAAGUCAUUUGUGUUAGGAAAACUGAAGGUAACUUUGAUGUUUUGGAUCCUCAUGAAUGUUCAUAUUUGGAAAAACCUCCUGGCCAACAAUCCUGCUACCUCAAACCUUGUGGAUCUAAGUGGUUUCAUACAGAAUGGAGCACAUGUUCUAAAUCCUGUGAAGGAGGAUUUCGGGUUCGAGAGGUACGAUGUUUAUCAGAUGACAUGACAGCCAGUACUCAGUGUGAUCCACAGCUUAAACCUGAAGAAAAAGAACCAUGUAACACGCAAGAUUGUAUCCCUGAAAUAGAUGAGAACUGCAAAGAUAAAUACUACAAUUGCAAUGUGGUGGUUCAGGCCCGGCUCUGUGUCUACACCUAUUACAAAACAGCCUGCUGUGCAUCCUGUACACGUGUGGCAAACAGACAGUCAGGGUUUCUAGGACAUAGAUAACAAAUACUCUUCUACUCAAAGCAGCAAUGUUGGUCUUCGGAUGGAGCUUGAACAGUGUUACUGUUUUGACUACAGGAGAUUUUAGUUUCUUAAAGGUGGUUUUAUAUAUUUCUGAGUCCAUCAAGACUAUGGUUAAAUCUCACACCCUUUCAGUUUCAGUUAUUGUGCAGUUAGAUUUUUUAAAAUGUUUGUUGUAAACCCAUGAUCUUUUAAAGCAUUAAUUUUUAAUGAUACUAUUCUUUGCACUUGCUCAUCAGAUAAUUAUUUAAAGACCAUAUAAGCCUUAGUAUUGUGAAAUUAAUGAAAAUUAAAGCAGUCACAGGCAAUUGCUGGAGAUCCUUGUUCAGUAUGGAUGCAGCUGCUGCAUUAUUUUCUGAGUACUUAAUCUUACUUGGUAUUUUGAAAAUUAAAACACCUCAAUCAAUGAAACAUGCUCAUGAGAAAAAUUACUUGACAAAGAAUCAGACCCUUGAAUACACAUUUAUCAUCAGUUUCUUAGCACUAUAAUGUAUAUUUUCAAUUACUUCAGUCCAUUUGUAAUAAAUUAGAGUCAGUGUUAAGCUCACUCAGUUGUACUUUUAACUAACUUCCUGUCCUCAGGCAGCAAAUAUAUAUACACUUGACUGCCAAAAGUGCCUUUAUAUUUAAUUCAUAAACUCUUGAAGUUACAUUUUUCUAAUUUUGUGUGGAUUUUAGCAUACAUUACCUACCAGAGUACCACUAGUGUCUAGCCCUUCAAGUCUUUAACAACUGCAGCUGUCAGUGAGACAUAUUUAACAGAAAGGUGAAGAGACUUUGCUGGUAUAAAGAAAAUGUGAUUGUUUCCAUUGGCAAGGUCUCUUUCCUGCAGGGCAGUUAUUUCAGUGAUCUGGUAUCUUGCCUGAUGUCUCUGUGCUGUUACCUAACAACUGUCAUACCAAAGUACUUUGUCCAGACCUGGUCUGGAUAGGUCACCAGUUUCUGAAAACCACCAAAGUGUGCAGGACUCUGUGCCUUAUAGUCAUCUGAUAUUCUUGGUGUUAGGCAGCAGUAUGAGUGUAGUACCUGAUUAUCUGUAAAAAUGAGAUCUUAGCUGUCUACAUCCUUCAGGGUUUGAUCAGUUAUUACAACAGACUUGUCUUUUUUUAGGCAAUGUUUCAUCCCAUAGAUAUAUUCAUAUCACUCCUUUUUUACUACUCAAGAAUGGCUCCAGACUUACAGCUGAAUUUAGAUGGUAAUUUUUCAUUUCUGCAAUUACUAUACUCAGCUUUGGGACUUGCUAAAAGCAAAUAGAAUGUGCUAUGUAGUGCAGAUGAAAGUUUUUUCAUUAUCUGCAUAUUCUCUAGCCUUUACCCGGGAGGUCUUGCAAAUGUGUAAAUAAAGCUGAGGGGGAAAGUAAAUGCUAGUUCAGCUGUUUAUUACAGCAUAUUGCUUGUAAAUUAGUGAUCCCCCAAUAUGCAUCUGUUUCUAAGGUGCCUGUUACGUGAGUUGAAAAUCAGUUUUAAUAAUCCAUGUUAAAUCACUCCCAGAGAUGUGAUAUAACAGUGGUUAAGGUGUCCUGCUACAAAUGAAGAGCCACCUUUGAGCCUCAUUAUGUAUUCUUUUCUUCUUACUGCUUUGGUGAAGAGGAAUUGAGAGUGGGACUCUAGGAGGCAGAAGCUGCUGCAUGCCAUACUGGUUGCAUCAGUUUGUGUGAUGGAAGUUACAGGAAUUUGGAAGUCCUUUAGACUAAAAGCUGCCUUGAAUUGAGACAAACCUUACGUUUUUUAAUUGGAUCGCUCAUGAAAAAUACAUUUUCAACAUGAUGAUAACUUAGAGAUUUGUGAUCAUAUGAUCCAAAGAAUGAUUUGGAGAAAGUGCAACAUAAACAGCUCUGGAAUCCAAUAUUUGUAAAUACACAUUUUCACCUGGAUAUCUUAUGGCAGCAAAACUUGACAUGCAGUGUAUAAUUUUUGCUCUUGUCUCUUUUGGUCCAAGGAAGUGUAUUGUGUCAGCUUGAGAGAAAUACCUGCUCUAUAAAAAGGUGAAAACCACAGGUUGAGUGCAACAGAGAGAGGUAAUCAGGUUUACAAUCAGUUG